CUGCCGAACAAGCGCGUGUGCGUCGGAUUGACCUACAUCUACGGAAUCGGAGCGCCUUCGGCCGCCGCGAUCUGCGACAAGACCGGGAUCGAUCCCGAGCGGAAGCUGAGCGACCUGGUGCCGGAGGAGGUCAACGACCUGCGGCAAGUGAUCGAGAGCGACUAUGUGGUCGAAGGGCCGCUACGCACGGAAGCGUCGCUCAACAUCAAGCGGCUGAUGGAUAUCGGCUGCUAUCGAGGCAUCCGCCACCGGCGCGGCCUGCCGGUGCGCGGACAGCGCACGCGCACCAACGCACGCGCCCGGAAGGGCAGCAAGAAGACGGUCGCGGGCAGGAAGAAAGCGCCCACGGCCAAGUAA
Molecule: messenger RNA, 357 nt
Organism: Geodia barretti
Lineage: Eukaryota; Metazoa; Porifera; Demospongiae; Tetractinellida; Geodiidae
Source: the annotation of a GenBank genome assembly